This is a messenger RNA of Aspergillus wentii DTO 134E9, 1700 nucleotides long. RefSeq names its product putative flavin dependent monooxygenase. The coding region runs from base 92 to 1540 and encodes 482 amino acids. Gene Ontology annotation, molecular function: N,N-dimethylaniline monooxygenase activity; flavin adenine dinucleotide binding; NADP binding. The transcript is spliced from 2 exons. NCBI's taxonomy places the organism in Eukaryota, Fungi, Ascomycota, Eurotiomycetes, Eurotiales, Aspergillaceae. The record is from RefSeq and is a predicted model, not a curated record.
GUCUUGGCAUCUCUUGAACAUCAUCCAGGAUCCUCCAUCAUUUUAACAUCCCAACUUCCUAAUAACCAGUUCCAUUUUUAUCUCUAUACAAAUGACGGUGGUACAGCAGGUCCGCCGGAUUGCCGUUAUUGGCGCUGGGCCAUCUGGCCUUUCUGCAGUCAAGUAUCUUCUGGCGGAGAAAUGCUUUGACAGAAUCGACGUCUUCGAGAAACGAAGCUCAGUUGGAGGGAUAUGGAACUACAGCCCUGGCAUCUUUAAGGAAGGUGUGCCGACUCCUGUGCCACAACUGAGCCCGAACGUGCCACUCGAGGAGCCUUCAUGGUCUGAGGGGGGGAGAGAUGCGACGUUCAUUUCGCCUAUCUACAAAGCCUUGGAUACCAACAUCCCAAAGGAAUUAAUGCGAUAUUCCGAUAAACAUUUUCCAUCUGAAGCGCAGGUCUUGCCCAACCAUACCACGGUCCAGAGAUAUCUAGAAGAAUAUGCAGAGGAUGUGAAAGACCUCAUUCAAUUGGAGACCCAAGUUCUCGACGUGAAGCAAAAUAACUCUGCUGUGGGCAGUUGGAACGUGGAAACGAAGAAUCUACGAACUGGAGAGACAACGACACACCCUUAUGAUGCCGUGGUUGUCUCCAGCGGACAUUUUGACGUUCCUUAUGUGCCAGAUGUUCCUGGUAUAAGUGAAUGGGAUCAGACCUAUCCUGGGCACAUUUCCCAUUCCAAGUGUUUUGACUCGCCGGAAUCCUUUAGGGGUAAGAAGGUGCUAGUUGUGGGAAGCUCUGCGUCUGGAAUUGACAUUGGCGCUCAGAUCAACACAGUAAGCAAAGGGAAAUUGCUGGUUUCGCAGCGAACAGAAUCCUACCUGGGACCUGUUUCCCCGGACAAGAUAUGCUUCCCUGAGAUAGUGGAAUAUCUACCACCGACUAGUCAUCAACGAGCUGUCCGAUUUGCAGAUGGCAGGGUAGAGGAAGAAAUCGAUGCCAUUGUUUACUGCACUGGCUAUUUUUACUCGUUCCCCUUCCUAUCGUCGCUUGAUCCGCCCAUCAUCACGAAUGGCCGCAGAACGUUGAAUGUUUAUCAACAUCUCUUUUACAUAUACAAUCCGACUUUGGUAUUUCCAGCCUUGAACCAGAGAAUCAUUCCAUUCCCGAUAUCUGAGAAUCAAGCGGCUGUCUUCGCCCGUGUCUGGUCUGGCCGCCUUACUCUUCCGUCCCAAGAUAAAAUGAAAGCCUGGGAGGAUGCGAAUGUGGCUGAAAAGGGAGAUGGGACAUCAUACCACGUCCUGCACUAUCCACAGGAUGCUGACUAUAUGAAUCUACUCUAUGAAUGGGCAGCCGAGGCUAUAAAACGCCCCGGCCUUGGCAAUGACGGAAUUGGAAAACAAGGUAAUCUUUGGGGAGAGAAGGAGAGAUGGUUAAGAGCGAUCUUCCCGGAAAUUCGAAAAACAUUUGUGGGGAAGGGUGAAGAACGAAGAACAAUCAAAAGCCUCGAGCAGCUUGGUUACAAUUUCAAUGAAUGGAAAAAAGCCCAGACGGACAACUGAUAAACGGGGAGUAUAUAUAGACAAGAUUCAACAAGCACUUGCAUAUAUAGACUGAAGAACAUGCAUGUAGUAUAUCAAACAAGCUAUAGUAAAUGAUGAAAUAGAUUCCUUUCAUUUAUCAUCGCCUUGAAGACUGCAAAUACAAUAUAGUGGAGUCGGU